UCGGACAAUUGAAAAAAAAUCAACCAUUAUAACUUGCCCUAUAAGCGUGGCGCUCCUAACGGUCACUUUUCCACAGACUCGCCCAAAAUGACCGAGUCACCAUCCGAGUCACUCUCUGACUCGCCCUUCAACCGCAACAUCGACGACAAGAAGAACGAUAUCGUGCCCGAAAUCCCAAUUGAGAUUGUGAGCGAGGAAGAGAUGGCUCUGCUCGAAGCUGCUUUGGUCUCCGCCCGCGCUUCCUUCUCUGCAAUCCCUGCAAUUCGCUGCUCAACAUUUUCGUUCCGCAGCAACGUCAGGUCUAUUAAGUCGAUCACUGCUUUAUCCAAGAGGAGGUUAUCGGGUUGCUCCGAACCCGAUAUUGAGGAUUCGGGUAGUUUGAAGAGUGCCCAGAAGAAGACUCGGAUGGCUGACUCGUUUUUGCACAGGUUUAGGAAGAAGGGCUUGUCUGUAACUGAUAUUACUGCCACGGAAUGGUGUGAAAAACAAAUGGAGUUUGUUUUACUCGUUGGCAAGCGAAAAGUCAGCAAGGCUAUGAAAAAAGGCAGUGCUCGCCACGCAAAACUUGAGGAAGAGGUUGUAAAAAAAGUUAAAGUUCGUAUCAAAUCAAUAGAAGAUAGAUGGGCUCUGAAGCUUCUGAAUUUUAUAACUGGAGUAAAUCAAUUAUUAUCUGAAGGAUUGACGCGUGAGCUGCCACUAAUAGGUUUUGCAGAAGGGGUAUGGAUGGUUGGAGUGAUUGAUGAGAUUCGAAUGCCUGUAACAGAAACCAUCAGAAACCCAUUAUUAGUUGACACAAAGACUCGUGUGAAAGAUACACUUCCUGCUGAACCACAACGAAGAAAUGGAAGGCUUCAAUUAAUGUGCUACAAGUAUAUGUGGGACGAUUUAGUUGCUGAUAAAUUCCCAUCCAACAAGUUUUUUGAUUUCUUUUCCUUAAAUCCUCAUCAUAUCUUAUCUGAUGAAAUCAGAGAGAUGACUGCUAACUCAGGGUUCCCUGCAGAGACCCUUGAUGAUGUAGUGAGAUACUAUAGAAACACAUGUAGCAUGCUCUCCCCUGCUCAUGACCAGCUGUUAUUGAGAUAUGAGUUACAGAAAGAUAAUUCAUUACUUGGUGAAGAUGAGUUUGCAUAUGACUCUGAUUGGGUCAAGAAUCAAAUUCAGGGUUGUCUUGAGUUCUGGCUAGGAGAGCGAGAAGCCAGUUACACUCCUGAGGAAGAGCGAUGGAAAUGUGGGUUCUGUCAAUAUUCUUCUGUCUGCCCUGCUAAAAAUGGUAACCAUAAUGAUCCACCAAGUUAGAGAAAAAUACAGGCAUUGGCGGUGUUUCAAUCAGCAUCCGCAAUAAGGGUACAAAGAAGCACAAGUUUUUAGAGUUGCUUCUUUUGUAAUUGCUGUGUUGUAUUUGUCCUUAGGAUGUGCCAUGAAUGUAUCGUUCAAGUUGUAUUGUGACCGUUAUUUGAUUCAAUUGUUGUAAAUUAUUCUUUGGACGGAGUUGUCAAAUUCAAUUGUUUGAUUAGUA
Prunus dulcis (almond) is the source of this 1516-nucleotide messenger RNA. Its product is annotated as exonuclease V, chloroplastic. Gene Ontology annotation, cellular component: nucleus. The coding region runs from base 88 to 1296 and encodes 402 amino acids. NCBI's taxonomy places the organism in Eukaryota, Viridiplantae, Streptophyta, Magnoliopsida, Rosales, Rosaceae. The transcript has 7 exons. Gene Ontology annotation, biological process: interstrand cross-link repair. The record is from RefSeq and is a predicted model, not a curated record. Gene Ontology annotation, molecular function: single-stranded DNA 5'-3' DNA exonuclease activity.